AUGGAUACCCCCAGGGUCCUGCUCUCGGCGGUCUUCCUCAUCAGUUUCCUGUGGGAUUUGCCCGGUUUCCAGCAAGCUUCCAUCUCAUCCUCCUCGUCGUCCGCUCAGCUGGGCUCCGCCAAGGGAAUGCGAAGCCGCAAGGAAGGGAAGAUGCCGCGGGCGUCGCGAGAGAGUGCCACGGCCCGGGCGCCCCUGGAGCGGCAGGAGCCACAGCCGAGGCCGCAGGAGGAGUCCCGGCGGCGGCCGCCACAGCAGCUCGAGGCUCAGGAGCCUCCGGGCAGGGGCCCGCGCGUGGUGCCCCACGAGUACAUGCUGUCAAUCUACAGGACUUACUCCAUCGCCGAGAAGCUGGGCAUCAAUGCCAGCUUCUUCCAGUCUUCCAAGUCGGCUAAUACGAUCACUAGCUUUGUAGACAGGGGACUAGACGAUCUCUCGCACACUCCUCUCCGGAGACAGAAGUAUUUGUUUGAUGUGUCCACGCUCUCAGACAAAGAAGAGCUGGUGGGCGCGGAGCUGCGGCUCUUUCGCCAGGCGCCCGCAGCGCCCUGGGGGCCGCCGGCCGGGCCGCUCCAAGUGCAGCUCUUCCCCUGCCUGUCGACCCUGCUGCUGGACGCGCGGACCCUGGACCCGCAGGGGGCGCCCCGGGCCGGCUGGGAAGUCUUCGACGUGUGGCAGGGCCUGCGCCACCAACCCUGGGAGCAGCUGUGCUUGGAGCUGCGUGUCGCGUGGGGCGAGCCGGGAGCCGGCGAGGCCGAGGCGCGCGCGCCGGGGCUCCAGCAGCCACCGCCCCCGGACCUGCGGAGUCUGGGCUUCGGCCGGAGGGUGCGGACCCCACAGGAGCGCGCCCUGCUCGUGGUGUUCACCCGAUCCCAGCGCAAGAACCUGUUCGCCGAGAUGCGCGAGCAGCUGGGCUCGGCCGAGGUUGCGGGCCCGGGCGCGGGCGCCGAGGGGUCGUGGCCGCCGCCGUCGGGCACCCCGGACGCCGGGUCUUGGCUGCCCUCGCCCGGCCGCCGGCGGCGGCGCACAGCCUUCGCCAGCCGCCACGGCAAGCGGCACGGCAAGAAGUCGAGGCUGCGCUGCAGCAAGAAGCCCCUGCACGUGAACUUCAAGGAGCUGGGCUGGGACGACUGGAUUAUCGCGCCCCUGGAGUACGAGGCCUACCACUGCGAAGGCGUGUGCGACUUCCCGUUGCGCUCGCACCUGGAGCCCACCAACCACGCCAUCAUCCAGACGCUGAUGAACUCCAUGGACCCCGGCUCUACCCCGCCCAGCUGCUGCGUGCCCACCAAACUGACUCCCAUCAGCAUCCUGUACAUCGACGCGGGCAAUAACGUGGUCUACAAGCAGUACGAAGACAUGGUGGUGGAGUCCUGCGGCUGCAGGUAGCGGCGCCUUCCCUGCCGCCUUGGCCUGGGACCGCUGGGGAGGCCUGACUGCAGAGAAGCGGAGGAGGAGCUAGCCUUGGACGAGGCAGAGAGUGGGGUAACAGCCUGGGCUUUCAGCCGGGUGGGAGACCAGGGAAUUCCGCCUUUCCAGAACCUUCCACCUGCCAGCCCAGAGGGAGAGACGGAUUUUUCACACCUUGCCCGGCCACCCUGGAAAAACAAGCCAAGGAGGAUUUCUUUAGUUUUU
Molecule: messenger RNA, 1632 nt
Organism: Kogia breviceps (pygmy sperm whale)
Lineage: Eukaryota; Metazoa; Chordata; Mammalia; Artiodactyla; Physeteridae
Gene: GDF6
Product: growth differentiation factor 6
Biological process (GO): BMP signaling pathway
Cellular component (GO): extracellular region
Molecular function (GO): growth factor activity; cytokine activity
Source: RefSeq, a predicted model, not a curated record